AUGCCAGUCGACGAUGUCGAGAAAGGGUAUCAUACCGCCGACGAGUGUCAGGAGGACUCCAAUAAACGAGGCUGGCUGCACCGUCUCGGUAUAGGAUGUUCCAUCAAACAGCAAGGGCGAAAGGUUCAGGAGGAGGAAAAUACCGAUGUCCGCGCUCUCGAGUGUGCCGUGGCCGGAUGGCCAAGGAUCGCGACCUUCGUUGACAGCGACCCAAACUUUAUGAUCUACCGGCGUUUUGGCUGGCUCCGGACUCGACUCCUUCUGUACCAACAGGACGUCAUUCGAGAGAUGGAGUCCAGGCUGGACUACCAGGACAUGCAGGACGCCGCAUCGGCAGGCACACGACGCUACCUGUCGAACCGGGAUGGCGACGACAUGCGAACCCCAGCUGUCCGCAAGGCCUUGUUUCAGGAGCUCGACUCGCGAUUGAAGGCUUAUGUAGAUGAUCUUUUGGCGCGCUCCGCUGCCUUGUAUCAGUGGCAGAGGCCUGACGAACAGGACCGCGCCAGUAUCGCCAAUUUGAUUCACAAUGACGGGAGCCUCGCCCAAAGGGACAGGAGAUGGAUCAGGAAGGUUGACGACUUGAUCGUGCUCGGCGGAGAACCGAGCUCUUCCUGGGUCCACGGCCUUGUCAGCCACAUCUUCACAUGGGCCAGCAGGUCCUUGGUCCGAUGCUUGCUGCGCAACAAAAUCCAGGACCGGAAACUCGAAGGUUCGACGAUACAUGUCCAGCUAUACGAGAGAAAGCGAUUCAACCGCGUGGUCGGAUUCCUGUACACAAUCGCCAUUGUAGCCUUGAUAAUGGGACCGGUGUUGGUCCUCUACAGGUUGCGACACCUCGAUGGUUAUACACAAAACUUGUUGGCAUUUGCGUUCACGAUAGCUUUCGCUUUGCUUUGUUCCACAGCAACGGCUGCAAAGCAACACGAGAUAUUUGGCGUCACUGCGGCAUAUUGCGCGGUACUCGUAGUCUUUACCAACCAAAACACGAGUGGCGCCGCACAAGCGCUGACGACGAUUCCAAACACGUCUUCGUGA
Messenger RNA from Cladophialophora immunda, 1038 nucleotides. RefSeq lists its product as uncharacterized. The transcript is spliced from 6 exons. The record is from RefSeq and is a predicted model, not a curated record. The coding region runs from base 1 to 1038 and encodes 345 amino acids. NCBI's taxonomy places the organism in Eukaryota, Fungi, Ascomycota, Eurotiomycetes, Chaetothyriales, Herpotrichiellaceae.